AAAUCCCGCAGCUGUUUAUAAGAAAAAGAGAGAAAACUGCAACCUCUCUCCUCCUCCGCAAUCUCCAUUCUCCCAUCCCCAAUCCCGACGCCGUCGUCCUCCUCCAGCCGAGCCCCAGGAUCGCCGGAAUCGACCCCCGUAUAGAUCGCCGUCCCUGCCCGCGAAGGCCCCUCCCGCCUCCCGCCCUAGAUCUUCGAGUUCGAGGUUGACAUUCAGGCAAAAAAAAUUGCAACGUGCUCAAUGGCGUAGUACUUCUGUUUCCCUUCGGGCCAUUUGUCAUCUGCAGCGGCCCCUUGCGCUUUUCAGCGGCGGACAGCUUGCACUGUCAGAUUUACUAGUACAAGAUGCCCAUGUCUGGCAAUCAGACGCAGUCGAGCGACUAUGAGCUACCUGAUGCUCAAUGCCUGGUUUGCACAAGACCUUUUACUUUGGAUACUGAGGUGACCAAUAGCUUUGAGGCCUUGGCCAUAUGCAGGGAGUGCAAGGCGACUGUGAGUAAUGACAACGGAAGAGAUGUAACAACCAGCAGUAAUCAGCAGAGACGGCAAAGAAGACGGAGGUCGAGGAAUCCGAGUCUUGAUUCUAGCGAGGACGCGUUCUCGCAGCAGUUCUCCCAAGUCAUCAACUUAGCCAGACAAGGCAAUGAAGCAGAUAUUGAUUCUCCAACAGUUGUGCGGCAGCUGGCAUCUUAUAACUCUACACCAAACCAGUCCCAAAGGUGGCAUCCUUCAGAUGAUGAGAGUGAUGGCCUCAAUUACGCUGAUUCUGUGUUUGACGAGCUUGAAUCAAACAUCAGCUUUGGUGGGGAGUCAGAUAUUUCUCUAGAUCAACAUAGCAUGAUGGGAAGAGAGAUUGCUGUUCAACUUGACAACGAGAGCUACAUGAACACAGAUACAGAUAUUGAUCCCAUGAAUGCUGGAAUGGAUCAGUGGGAUUCAGAUGACCAAGAAGAUGAAGAUGUGCAAUUGGAAGAAUCUGAUUUUGAUGAAGCAGUCAACACAGUGCAGCAGCAUCAGCAGCAAUCGCGUGGCAUUGGCCCAAGCGAAUUGACCGGGUGGGAAUCUGAAGAUGGGGCAUGGACUUGGAGAAUGAAUGUUAAUCGAAGAGCAAAUAUGAUCAACUUGAUGGCAGAAAUGGAAGGGCCAGAUAUAACGACACCUUUUGUGGGGAAUCCUGGUGAUUACGCUGAUGCAAGACAGUUUGAGAUGAUUCUUCAACAAUUUGCUGAGGACAACAAUUCCAGAAGAGGAGCUCCACCUGCAGCGACAUCCUUUGUUGGAAAUCUUCCAUCUCUGAUUAUCUCCACAAGGCACACGGCAGAUGGUGGUGUCAUCUGUCCAGUCUGCAAAGACUUGAUGCCCAUCGAAACUAGAGCAAAACAGCUACCAUGCAUGCAUCUGUAUCAUUCGUCGUGCAUCUUGCCGUGGCUUAGUUCUAGGAAUACAUGUCCAGUUUGCCGAUAUGAACUUCCUACAGAUGAUCCAGAAUUUGAGAGGUCUAAGCGAGCUACAAUCAAUGAAAGAGAUGUCCAUGGGGUGGAGGAACGCACUCAUGUACAGGACAUUGUUGAAGAAAUUUUUGAUGAACCAGAGGCUGAAGAAACUCACUAUACAGUUGGUGGUGCAGUGGAAGUGACUAAUACAAGUGAACAUGGUAUUCAUGUUGCAGAGCAGUCAAACAGAGCACGCAACCGCAGUAGAUGGCUGUUCAUGGCAGCUGCUCCAGUAGUAAGCUUUGUUGGUUUAGCUAUAGUUUUGUGCUUUGCAAACCCUAGUAGUAGUGGUAGAAGGCGACUGUGCCGUGGAUCUCAGAGUUCCUCUGCAGGACAUGUAGAUACCAAAAGAAGUUGGUGGUCCAUGUUCUAGAUAUCCAGUACAUGUAUGCCUAUACCAAAUAUACUGUGUGAUGGCACACGUGUGUUGGCAGUGCCCCAUAACAAGUUUGAUUUGAAAUUUCGGUCAAUGUGAUCAGUGAUGCGAUCCAUUGAGUUGUCCUUGUAACCGAGCUAAAAAACCAUAAGUUCUUCACCAGUUUGCUCAGUUCAACAA
Molecule: messenger RNA, 2048 nt
Organism: Lolium perenne
Lineage: Eukaryota; Viridiplantae; Streptophyta; Magnoliopsida; Poales; Poaceae
Biological process (GO): protein ubiquitination
Cellular component (GO): cytoplasm
Molecular function (GO): ubiquitin protein ligase activity
Source: RefSeq, a predicted model, not a curated record